Molecule: messenger RNA, 1157 nt
Organism: Ceratitis capitata (Mediterranean fruit fly)
Lineage: Eukaryota; Metazoa; Arthropoda; Insecta; Diptera; Tephritidae
Product: fibulin-1-like
Exons: 3
Molecular function (GO): calcium ion binding
Source: RefSeq, a predicted model, not a curated record
AUAUUGACGAAUGUGAAGCCGGCGAUCAUCAGUGUGUCGAGAAUCAGAUUUGUAUCAACCGAAAUGGUGGAUACAUUUGCUCUUGCCCACCGGGACUUCAGUUAUCUCGCAUGCGUAAUAAUGUAAGUCGCUGCCGAGAUAUAAACGAAUGCGACCAAGGCCAAACGUCAGUGUGCCCGUCGAAUGCUCAGUGCCUAAAUACGAUUGGUUCAUAUUAUUGCGAAUGUAAAUCUGGUUUCCAAAAGAGCAAAGGCAAUCAACAUAUUUGUUUGGAUGUGGACGAGUGUCAAGAAAUACCCGGCCUAUGUCAACAGAAGUGCGUCAAUUACUGGGGUGGUUAUCGUUGCACAUGUAAUCAAGGUUUCGAAUUGAGCACUGACAACCGUACCUGUAAGGACGUCGACGAAUGUGAAGUUCAUAAGGCAUAUAAACUUUGCAUGGGCUUUUGUUACAAUGUGGCUGGUUCUUAUGGGUGUUCUUGUCCACGUGGUUACACCUUGGACUUGGACAGGACUACUUGUCGCGAUAUAGAUGAAUGUGCUGUAAGUGGAUUCUGCACGGGACAAAACGAUGUCUGUACGAAUAUACACGGCAGUUAUAAAUGUACCACAAUACACUGUCAAUAUGGUUAUAUAAAUGAUCUGGAUCAAAAAAAUCGUUGCCGCUUGAUAAGUAAUAUAUGUAAAGGAAAUGAAUGUUACAGUAAACCAUCUGCCUACACAUACAAUUUCAUAACACUGGUUUCCAAUCUGAUGAUACCGCCAGAGGGUAGAAUAAUAUUUAGCCUGCGUGGUCCGUUGUGGUAUGAUGAUAUUGACUUUGACUUUAAAAUUAUUAAAAUCCAAGCUGCGGCGAAUAUAGAGAAAGCUUCAGAUAAUCAUUUUGAUACUGUGAAAAACAAGUAUGAGGUGCAUCUGCAACUAAAGCGUUGUUUGGAAGGCCCACAAGAUAUCGAACUGGAUCUGAGUAUGACGGUUUUCACAAAUGGCGUGCCACGUGGCAAGAGCAUUGCAAAAAUAUUUAUUUUAGUCUCACAGUACUCAUUCUAGAAAGUGUUUUUGAAAAUGGAAUGUAAACAAGAAUUAAAAGUAUUUGUUAUAUAUGUACCUACUUAGAUGAAGAGUAACUUAAUAAAUCGUGAGUUUCCUGAAUGAUAA